AUGACUGCCGCACGCAAGACCAUCGUGGCUUUGGAGGGCGGAACAUUGUGGCAAGAAGCCGUCACGGCGGUGAUCAACUUGGUCGCUGACAGCCGCUUGAACGUCGACUGCCGUGCGCAGCUGGUGUUCGGCAUCGGCCAAGUGCUUUCGGUGCUGAAUGACUGGAACGACCUGGAGCAUGCACUCAGUAUGUUCGUCUCCCGCAUGGAAGG
Molecule: messenger RNA, 212 nt
Organism: Symbiodinium necroappetens
Lineage: Eukaryota; Dinophyceae; Suessiales; Symbiodiniaceae
Source: the annotation of a GenBank genome assembly